Molecule: messenger RNA, 831 nt
Organism: Myotis davidii
Lineage: Eukaryota; Metazoa; Chordata; Mammalia; Chiroptera; Vespertilionidae
Product: zona pellucida sperm-binding protein 3-like
Exons: 5
Coding region: 1-831 (276 amino acids)
Biological process (GO): binding of sperm to zona pellucida; positive regulation of acrosome reaction; egg coat formation
Cellular component (GO): extracellular matrix
Molecular function (GO): acrosin binding
Source: RefSeq, a predicted model, not a curated record
AUGGCGCUGAGCUAUGGACUCUUCGUCUGCUUUCUGCUCUGGGGAGGCAUGGAGCUGUGCUACUCCCAGUCCAUAUGGCAGAGAGGGACCCCCCACGUUAUGGUGAAGUGUCUGGAGGCCCAGCUCGUGGUCACUGUCAGCAAAGACCUUUUUGGCACCGGGAAGCUCAUCAGGCCUGCAGACCUCACCCUGGACCCCGAGGACUGUGAGCCCCUUGUCUCUAUGGACACCGAUGAUGCGGUCAGGUUUGAGGCUGGGCUACAUGAGUGUGGAUUUCUGGCAACUAUGACAGAGGAUGCCUUGGUGUACAGCACCUUCCUGCUCCACAACCCCCGCCCUGUUGGAAAUCUGUCCAUCGUGAGGACUAACCGCGUGGAGGUGCCCAUAGAAUGCCGCUUCCCCAGGCAGGGCAAUGUGAGCAGCCAUGCCAUCCUGCCCACCUGGAUGCCCUUCAGGACCACAGUGUUUUCAGAGGAGAAGCUGGUUUUCUCCCUGUACCUGAUGGAGGAGAGCUGGAGCUCUAAGAAGAGGUCCCCCACCUUCCAGCUGGGAGAUAUAGCCCACCUCCAGGCCGAAGUUCACACUAGCAGCAAAAAAAACAGCUGUGGCCUGAAUGCUGUGAAGGUCCGGUGCUGUCCUAGGCUCUGGAUGUGGCGCAGAGAAGCAGAGUCCUUCCCUCAUGGAGCAGGUCAGCAGGUGGAUGAUGAUCGGGCUGUGGAGGAGAAUGGAGCAAGGCUCUGGAUGUGGCGCAGAGAAGCAGAGUCCUUCCCUCAUGGAGCAGGUCAGCAGGUGGAUGAUGAUCGGGCUGUGGAGGAGAAUGGAGCAAGCUGA